Adineta ricciae is the source of this 768-nucleotide messenger RNA. Lineage: Eukaryota; Metazoa; Rotifera; Eurotatoria; Adinetida; Adinetidae. The record is from the annotation of a GenBank genome assembly.
AUGGAAGUUUGUGUUGAUAGUUUCGAAUCAGCUUUAGCAGCCGUACAAGGUGGAGCUCAACGUAUUGAAUUAUGCAGUUCACUCGAUCAAGGCGGUUUAACUCCUUCAAUUGGUUUAUUACGAUUAAUUCGUCAACGUUUACCUGCCGAAUUAAUUGUCUUCGUUAUGAUUCGUUGCCGUGGAGGCGAUUUCGUUUAUGAUGAAAAUGAAUUGAAUGUUAUGAAAGAAGAAAUUCAAUCAUUUUUGCAGUCAAACCAACGCGUCGAUGGUUUCGUAUUUGGUGCCCUUCAUCCAGACGGAACUAUUGAUAUUCAAAGUUUAAAAACAUUAAUUUCCCAUAUUCCGAAAGAUAUCUCAUUAACAUUUCAUCGCGCUUUUGAUUUCAUUGCCAAAUGGGAGACCGGCAUUGAUCAAUUAAUUCAACUUGGCUUUCAUCGUAUUCUGACAAGCGGUCAAGAAACAAAUGCUUAUUAUGGAAGAAAAUGUAUACGUCAGAUGAUCACUCAUGCUCAAAAUCGAAUUAUAAUCCUUCCCGGAUGCGGCAUUAAUAUGACUAAUCUGGAAUCUAUAUUACGUGAAACAGGUGCGAAAGAGUUUCAUGCGUCUGCACGUGUGCGUCGGCCAUCAAAAAUGAUUUAUAAAAAUUUCCAAAAGAGAAUUUGUCUGAAUGGUCAAAAUACAGAUGAGGAAGACAAUUCCAUUCAAGUAACAGACAAAGAAAAAGUAAAACUCAUGAUGGAUAUCUACCGCAAAGUUUUUUUUAAGUAA